Messenger RNA from Tribolium madens (black flour beetle), 4931 nucleotides. RefSeq names its product protein AF-10 (gene Alh). The transcript has 12 exons. NCBI's taxonomy places the organism in Eukaryota, Metazoa, Arthropoda, Insecta, Coleoptera, Tenebrionidae. The record is from RefSeq and is a predicted model, not a curated record. The coding region runs from base 548 to 3484 and encodes 978 amino acids. Gene Ontology annotation, molecular function: nucleosome binding; histone binding. Gene Ontology annotation, biological process: regulation of transcription by RNA polymerase II. Gene Ontology annotation, cellular component: nucleus.
CAAAAAACAAAAUGGUUGCUCUAUAAAAGAAUGUGUUUAAAAUGCAUUUUAAUGCAAAAGUACGUGCAUUGUGGUUCAAUAACUCGUUUAAUUAAAUUCACAUUAGGUAAACACCGGUAGGUUUUUGCAAAUCAAACAGUUCCGAUCUAAUAUCGAGCAUUUUUCUUUGAGAAAUUGACAUGACGCUAUGAACACGCUAGUGUAAAUAAAUAAAGUGUGAUUCGAGCAAUUCAAACCAGGAGGUUUCUAUUUAUAUGAGAAGGUUAUAUAGGUUAACAGUGCAAGCAAAGCAAAUACAAUUUAUUCAUGUUUCAUUUACGUUAAAUCUUAUUACAUAACGUAGAGUAAUUAUGUUUUUGUUGGCAUCACGUAAACAAAGCGAGCGCCUUUUCCAAAAACGGAAGUCUUACUAAUGUUGUUGCUCUGGUGUUUUAGGCUACAAGGAUGAACAACAAAACGGUCUAGAAAUGAAUGUGAACGUAUUGCAUUGGAGAUGUGGGGUGGGAUUGUCAAAUCGCUAAUUUAGCAAACUCCGCUUCUUUGCAUUAUGAGGGAAAUGGUAGGAGGUUGUUGCGUUUGUUCUGACGAUAGAGGAUGGUCUGAAAAUCCACUUGUGUACUGCGAUGGACAAUCUUGCACUGUUGCUGUUCAUCAAGCCUGCUAUGGUAUAGUUACUGUUCCCACUGGUCCGUGGUAUUGUCGCAAAUGCGAGAGUCAAGAACGGUCUGUUAAAGUGAAAUGCGAAUUGUGUCCCAGCAAACAUGGCGCUCUCAAGCGCACCGACAAUUCAGGUUGGGCUCACGUGGUCUGUGCUCUCUACAUUCCAGAAGUACGUUUUGGCAAUGUCACAACGAUGGAACCGAUUCAGCUUCAAUUAAUUCCUACAGAACGUUUUAAUAAGACGUGUUACAUAUGUGAAGAAAAGGGAAAAGCUUCCAGUGCAUCGGUUGGUGCAUGUAUGCAAUGUAAUAAGGCCGGCUGCAAGCAACAGUUUCAUGUGACUUGUGCACAGAGUUUGGGCUUGCUUUGCGAGGAAGCUGGAAACUAUUUGGACAACGUCAAAUAUUGUGGCUAUUGUCAGCAUCAUUAUAGUAAAUUGAAGAAAGGUGGUAACGUGAAAACGAUCCCUCCUUAUAAGCCCGUAUCGACGGAAAAUCACCUCUCCGAUUCAAAUUCCGAGAAGGAAGCGGAAAACAACGUUUCGACGAAAUCGUCGACUUCUUCAUCUCAACUGUCAUCAUCCAAACGCAAGACGAGUUCGAGCAGCAAAGCCUCCUCGUCUAAGACGAGUUCGAGUACGAAAAACUCGUCGAGUUCUUCAUCGUCUUCACAUCAGAAAACCGUCCAUAAUUCAAGUAGUAAAAGUUCAGAUAAACUGAAAGUUUCGAGUUCUAGUGUUAGAAGCAGUGCCAAAAGUGUCGAAGACAACAGUGUUAGUGUUGAUAGUGGUAACGCGGACAGUAAAACAGACUCUAGAGACAACAAAGUUGAUUUAGAUCAAAGUAAAACGGACGUUAAGGAUUCUAAGAGUUCGAAGAAACGUAAGAAUAAUUCGAGGACGCCUACGCCGGUGGCAUUGGUGCCCAGUGAAACUGUAAGUGUCGUCAAUUCAACAACCAGCGUCGUGGCGGAGAAUUUGACCGCAACGGCUUCUGCGGGAGAGAAGAAAGGGGUGGUCGGAGAGCCUGUGGAGAAGCCAAAAAAGAUCAAGGUGGAGACAACGCAGUCAAUUUUAACAAACCAACCAAUCGUUGCCUUAACUUCAAUAUCAACGAUAAAAACCAUAUCCAACUCUUCUAUAACAUCGUCACUAACUGACAACGUCGAAACGGCACCUUCACCAUCACUACCUCCACAAUCCAUAAUUCAAUCAGGUCCACCUCAUAGUGUAAAUUCUUUGGUGGUUUCCGUGCCUCUAACUAGUACUAGUUUAAGUCCCCAUCCUCAAAUUAUCAAUAACCAAGCAAGUGUGGUAACACCCACAUCUGUCAUACAUCCAGAAAGAGGUGUCAGUAGUCCAGGAGACAGAGACACGUCAAAUACCACAUCAGUAAACAUGACUGGCGGUAGUAGUAAUCAAGGAGGUUCGAUAAUAACCUCAGAAAUGAGUGGAGGUGGCUUAAAAAUAACUUACGAGAAGCAGGAUGCAGUCACAAUGGAGGUGGACAUGGAAUUGGAAGUUUCUCCGUCGAAUCAAGACUUGGCUUCGAAAAGAUCUCAUUCGGUGGAAAAAUCCGAGAAAGGUGGUCGAGGAAAGAAACGAAAUUCAGGAGGAGCAAAUGGGAUUAUUAAUCAGUUGAAUAAUACUUCGAUUUCUUCAUCGUCAGUGAAACGUUCCAGUAGAUCUCAGAAUUCAACCCCGCCACAGCCGGGGGCUUUCGCCAGUAUAAGUCAGUCACAGAUUAAGGAUUCGCCACCGAGUAGUCCCAGCUCGGAAAGUCAGGGUGCUGCGUCGGUGCAGAAUGGUCGAGGGAAAUCAAAAUCUAGGAAGAGUGCUCCUUCAUCUCUUGCAAGGUCGCAGUCACCAAAAGAUAUGAAAGAUAUAAAAUUUUUCCAGAAUGGAGUGACAGCCCCGCAUAUGCUGGGCAAUCAGCUGAAUCCCAAUUCCAACAUGGCACAAAAAAUGUCCGAUCAUCUAAAUUCCGAAUUGGAAGCGCAUAGUAUUUUCAGCGCAAGUGAUAAUUCAACCAUGAUGGGUCCUCAGCUUCAUCAUCGAGUGAUCGCUUCGGCAAGGGCAAGCAGUGUAGGUGGUUCGAGUACUGCUUCUGCCGGGAGCGGUUUUUCAUCAAUGUUAGGAGGUGGAGGUGGUAACAUACCUCAAACACUAGACCAGUUGCUUGAAAGGCAAUGGGAACAAGGAUCUCAAUUUUUAAUGGAGCAAGCUCAACAUUUUGACAUUGCGUCUUUAUUGUCUUGUCUCCAUCAACUACGUGCUGAAAAUUUAAGACUGGAAGAACACGUCAGUUCGUUACUUCAGAGAAGAGAUCAUUUAUUGGCUGUUAAUGCUAGGUUGGCGAUUCCGUUGACAGGUCAACCUGCGACACCUCAAUCUUCCCACGCUCAUACAGUCAACAACAUACACCCUGCUGUGGGGGCUAGUCACGGCGAUGUGCCUAGAACAGGGCGACAUAGCGGAAACGGUGCCAACUACCCCGCCCAUCCUCAGGGUUCGCAACAUCCGAGUGUAGCCCCGGUCGAAAACGGUUUAGCCUCAGAUCCCUCUCAACCGUAUUCCACUUCGCAUUCGCAUCGAAGUCCAGCAACGAGUCAAUCUCAACCCAGUCCAUCGGUUAGACAUUCGCCGGCUGGUUCAGGGUAUCCCAAUAGUAGUCUGCUUCGACAAAAUGCAGACACUAGUGGACGCUCUGCACCAAGACCUCAACCAUAUCCAUUGUAUCAGGGGCAGGGGCCUUCGUCGCAACAACAGAUGGUAAUUAGAAGAGACUCAGAUAUAUAUCAUCAGUCAUCAUCGAAACCUAGCUGAGAGUAUGUGGAUCCAUCGUUUAGCAUAACGAGACUUCUAGACUUGCAUUGACAAAUCACUAAAUACACAAUUUGUUGAUUAUCCUUGAAUCAUUGUACAAUGAAAAUAUGGACUUUCAUAAAUUGGUUUUUCUUAAAAGCAGAAAAACGUAAUCACGCAUUCGUUUUUCUGACUUUAUGAAAAUAAAAACAGUCAUUCUCAUUAUUCAUCAUGAACGUUGGAAUGGUCGAAUUGUAAGAAUUGAAGAUUUUAAUUUUAUUUAUUGUUAGAGAUGCAUAUACAAUGAUCUCUGUUUCUAACCGUACUUAAUAUUUAAAUAUGUCCAGGCAUAUCCUGUUGACUAGAUAUAAUACACGUAUUCCAUGUAAUUUUAAAAAUUUUACCAACUACUUGAAAUAUGUUAUAACUAAAGAAGUAAGAAUUAAAAUAAAGAGUUAUUUACAAUUAAUUUUUAUGAUUUAGUUAAUGUCUAUACAGCUUUUACAAAUCCAAUGAAAUCUUUGUUUAUAACCUAUAGGCCCAGUUUUUUUGGUAAUUUUUCAAGAUUAUAAUAGUUUCCUUGUGUAAAAAUCUGUCAACGGCUCAGUAACUUGGAAAUUGAAAAUCGAUAAUACAGCUUUUUUAGUUUUGUGGUUAAUUGUUAAUAAAAUUAAAAUUGUACAUUUUCAACUGAAGCUUUAAAAGUAUCAUUAACAUAAUUGUGUUCUAUUUGAGUGAGUAAGGCGUAUUUCCGCAAUUUUAUUUUUAAUUAGGGUAAUGUUUUAGCUUUAUUUGGUUUCAUUUAUUGUAGAGUUAAUUAUUACUGUCUCACUGCCACUGCAAUAUGCUCAAUUAUGUUUCUAUUGCCUCUAGUCAGAUUUUAAAAACAGUAAUAAAAAACCGACGUUUGUUGACGAUAAGGUUGUUAAUGUAUAAUUAAGAUGCAUGCGAAGUUUUUCAUGGUUAAAAAUGCGUGAAGCUUAAAAUUUUGCUAAAUGUACAAUGUUAGAGUGACAAUGUAUAGUUUUAGUUUAAUACUCAGGGAUUUUACUAGAAGAAUAAUAACAUAUUGUAUCACAAAGCUGGUUCAUAAACGAAGUCUUUAAUAGUUUUAAGUUACGCAUUUUUAUGCCAGUAACAAUGCCAUAUUAGCUAAUUAUUCAGUGUAAAUAUUAAUAACAUAAUUUUGUGAUUUUAUUUUGUAUAUUUGUUAGUUUAGUAAUGAACACGCAAUUCAUUUAAUUUUCUUGUACAAACCAUUGUCGAAAAUAGUAAUAGUUUUGUAAUAUGAAAAACUGAAAUUACAAAUAUCCCUAUUUUUUUGCAAAUAUUUUUGGGAUUUUUUGUACUUUUAUAAAGUAAGAUUUGUAGAAAGUAAGCAUAGACUAUGUAUGUGAAUGUUGUUUGUAUAUUUUGUAAUAUUUGAUUUUGUUUUUGUUAUGUAAGAUAUAGAAUUUGUAGGAUAAAA